Molecule: messenger RNA, 1132 nt
Organism: Nelumbo nucifera (sacred lotus)
Lineage: Eukaryota; Viridiplantae; Streptophyta; Magnoliopsida; Proteales; Nelumbonaceae
Biological process (GO): vesicle-mediated transport
Cellular component (GO): Golgi apparatus; membrane
Molecular function (GO): small GTPase binding
Source: RefSeq, a predicted model, not a curated record
GAGAGAGUAAAAUUGCUUCAUUGACGCUUGCUUUUCGCCUAUCAGUAAGGUCUCUGAGAAGAAAGAAGCAGAAGAGGGAUUUGAUUUCCCGCGAUUUGCUGUAGGAGGGAAAAGAUGAUGUCCGGCGGCUAUACCAGUCUCGACAAGGACAACGAGAAAAUUUCUGGAUCAGUACUUGCGGCUUCAGAUCCUGCUCAUGUGACCGUCAAAUUCGCAGAGUCGAAUCUUCAGACGUUUCCACCUUCCCAAGCACAGGGGAAGAUCACCGGUGGAUUUCAGCCGCCUCGCGAUGCUGAUGAUACAUUCUUAAAACCAGCUUCUGGUUCUGAUGAAUCUCAACCAAGUGGUUGGUUUCGAGCAUUGACAGUCACAGCUUAUAAGCCAUACUUUGAUGUGGAUACUUCGGAUGUAUUAGAGAGGAUUAAGGAUUCACUCUUUCCAUUUAAAGCCAGUUUUUCUGAAAAGACUGCUAACAACCCAGACCUGUAUGGACCAUUUUGGAUAUGCACCACCUUAAUUUUUGUAGCGGCAUCUAUUGCUACAUUUGUCACGUAUCUAGCACACAAGCUGCAGAAGAAAGAGUGGAACUAUGAUAUCAACCUUGUGACGUGGUCUGCUGGUUUGUUUUACGGCUAUGCCACCAUUGUUCCUCUUAUCCUGUAUAUCAUCUUAAAAUACUUCUCAGCACCAUCUGGCCUUGUUCAGCUAUUUUGUCUAUAUGGAUACUCCCUCUUUGUCUUCAUUCCUGCCUUGUGUCUGUCUGUGAUACCUAUUGAAGUGUUUAGGUGGGCGAUUGUGGGUGUCGCGGGGUUCAUGUCGGCAACCUUUGUUGCCCUCAAUCUCCGGAAUCACAUCAGGUCAGCAGGUGAAAGGUGGUUUUUAAUUGUGGCUGGGAUCUUUUUAUUGCAGGUGGCUCUGGCUGUCGUACUUAAGUUCUAUUUGUUCACUGUUACAGUAUGAGCAUACAUAGAGAACUCAAAUAGGAUACUUAUCAUUGGAGCGAGAUUUUUGAGCAUUGGCUCGAUGUUGUAUUUUCCCAUGUUAAUGGAAUAUAGUCUUUAGAGGUGGAAUUUAUGACUUGUAUUCUUUCAUUUUUGGCCAUAUAAAUUCAAUGAACGAAUCUCUAGCCCAA